AUGAGAACGCUACUGGACAGCAGCUGGAUAAAGUUUGGGCCAGCCGGCAGAGGGUCCAUUGAUUGGGUGACUGGGUCACCUUCUCCCCCAAUGGUGGAGAGACAGUUACAGGGCGACAACUGGAAUGAGCUGAACCUCGAGCAGGAAGGGAGGUCAGGGCUGCUCCUCUACGUGGUCCUCCCCGUCGCCUCCCUCCUCAUGCUGGGCCUCCUGGUACUCCUGGCUUACUGGAGGUGCUCCCCUCCAAAGCUCAGCCUGGACCUCCAGGACCCCGAGAGCAGCGCGGAGUUUCUCUCCUCGCUCACCGGCCACGGCGAACGCCGCACCAGCACCAGCUCUGACAUGUCGGACAGCAUGUUCGUCAUGGUCUACCUGCCGCCGCCCUACGAGGAGACGCUGACCAAGAUCACACGCGCCACCAGUCUGACCAGUCGGAAAGAGUCCAUGAACAUAGAGGACCUGGAGGCCCGGCUGUGUCCGGAGAUCAAGUCCAGUGGACGCUACGUGUGA
This is a messenger RNA of Oncorhynchus mykiss (rainbow trout), 510 nucleotides long. Its product is annotated as small integral membrane protein 28-like. NCBI's taxonomy places the organism in Eukaryota, Metazoa, Chordata, Actinopteri, Salmoniformes, Salmonidae. The record is from RefSeq and is a predicted model, not a curated record.